CACUCUGCUUUAACUUCAAUUUCAACUCUCUUCAUAUCAUUCAAAGCUCUCUCUCUCUCUCUCUCUCUCUCUCUCUCUCUCUCUCUGGUCUUCAAUGGUGAAAAGUUUUUGAAAGCUAAAUCAUGAGAAGUGAUCAUUAAUGGCGAAUACUUAUCGAAAUGGUGCUCAGAAAGGGGCUGUCAAGGUCGAUAGACCACUCUCAUGGAACUCAAACACGAAGUCGUCGUCUUUUUCUUUGAAGUCCAAACCUUCGGUGCCGGUGUCGAACUCUUCGGGUCUCCGCCGCAGUAGUACUGGUUCGCUCGGUAAUUCCUCCGCCGCGGCUAAGGACGAUGCUGGAGUUCUUGGGAGAGUUCGAGUUGCCGUGAGAUUACGACCUCGAAAUGCAGAAGAGUUGGUCACUGAUGCUGAUUUCGCUGAUUGCGUAGAGUUGCAGCCAGAGCUCAAAAGGUUAAAACUUCGAAGAAACAACUGGGAUUCUGAUACCUAUGAGUUUGAUGAGGUUCUUACGGAAUUUGCAUCACAAAAGCGUGUUUAUGAAGUCGUGGCAAAGCCUGUGGUUGAGAGUGUGCUGGAAGGUUACAAUGGAACAGUCAUGGCAUAUGGGCAGACGGGUACUGGGAAAACAUACACACUUGGACGAUUGGGCGAUGAAGACACAGCUGCUCGUGGAAUAAUGGUGCGUGCAUUGGAGGACAUAAUAGCGGAAACUUCUCCAGAGACUGACUCUAUAUCUGUCUCCUAUUUGCAGCUUUAUAUGGAGACCAUACAGGACCUUCUUGACCCCACUAAUGAUAACAUAGCCAUCAUGGAAGAUCCUAAAACAGGAGAUGUUUCACUACCUGGGGCUACUGUAGUUGAAGUCAGGGAUCAUCAGACUUCUGUGGAGCUACUGCAGUUAGGGGAAGCUCAUCGCUUUGCUGCAAACACAAAGUUAAAUACAGAAUCUUCUCGUAGUCAUGCCAUCCUGAUGGUACAUGUCAAGAGGUCCAUCAAGGAAAGAGAUUCUGCCUUUUCAAGUGAAAAUGGUAAAACAUCUCACAUGGCUAAAACAUUAAAGCCUCCCAUUAUUCGGAAAGCGAAGCUUGUUGUUGUAGAUCUUGCGGGUUCUGAGCGUAUUGAUAAGUCAGGAAGUGAGGGACAUGCAUUAGAGGAAGCUAAAUCUAUAAAUCUCUCUUUGAGUGCCCUAGGGAAGUGUAUUAAUGCAUUAGCAGAGAAUAGUGCUCAUGUUCCAGUACGUGACUCGAAGCUUACAAGAUUGCUUCGAGAUUCAUUUGGAGGCACAGCAAGAACUUCACUAAUUAUUACUGUUGGUCCGUCUCCACGCCAUCGAGGGGAGACGGCAAGUACCAUAAUGUUUGGACAAAGGGCCAUGAAAGUGGAGAAUAUGUUGAAACUAAAGGAGGAGUUUGAUUACAAGAGCUUGUCCAGAAGGCUUGACAUACAAUUAGACAAACUCAUUGCUGAACAUGAGAGACAGCAAAAAGCGUUUCGGGAUGAGGUUGAAAGAAAUGCUGCAGAAGCACAGAAACGUAUUGCUGAGGCUGAAAGAAAUUAUGCUGAUGCACUUGAGAAGGAGAGAUUGAAAUAUCAAAAAGACUAUAUGGAGUCUAUAAAGAAGCUUGAGGAGCAAUGGAUAAUAAACCAAGGAAAGCAAGGGAAUGAAAGAGUCAAAGUUGAACGCGAAGAUGAUAGCUUUUAUAAGACAUCUAGCAGAGAGGCUGCAGUGCCUGUUUCUGAAGAAGUUACUGAUGUCAAAAUAUUGCUUCAGAAUGAGACUCUUUUACGGGAGGCUGCAGAAGAGGAAGUCAAUAAUCUAAAAAAUCAAGUAGCACAAUGGAAACGGUUGGAGGCAGCAUGCAAUUGUGAGAUCUUAAAGCUCCGCAAGAUGCUGGAAGAUGAGACAUGCCAGAAAACAAAACUAGAAGAAGAAAUAGCAAUAUUACAAAGUCAGCUAUUGCAAAUAAGUUUUGAAGCUGAUGAGACAAGAAGAAAGCUUGAUAGAAAUGGGACUGCAAAAGGGCCUGGCAGUCUAGAUUCUCUCAUUUCUCGAGUUCAGCAUCAACAGCCAAAAGAUUCAGGAGAUGGGGAGAAGGCCUCGAUUGCAAAACUCUUUGAACAAGUGGGACUGCAAAAAAUUUUGUCAUUGCUUGAAGCAGAAGAUGCCGAUGUGCGAAUUCAUGCUGUAAAAGUUGUGGCCAAUCUGGCAGCUGAAGAAACAAAUCAGGAGAAGAUUGUUGAAGCUGGUGGUCUUACAUCCUUGUUGACACUUCUUAGCAGCUCUGAGGAUGAGACCAUUCACAGAGUUGCAGCUGGUGCAAUUGCAAAUCUUGCAAUGAAUGAAACCAAUCAGGAGCUUAUAAUGGUUCAAGGGGGCAUAAGAUUGUUGUCAACGACAGCAGGCAAGGCUGAGGAUCCUCAAACCCUUCGGAUGGUUGCUGGAGCAAUUGCCAACCUUUGUGGCAAUGAUAAGUUACAAAUGAAGCUAAGAGGUGAAGGUGGGAUAAAGGCAUUGCUAGGAAUGGUCAGAUGCAGACAUCCUGACGUUCUGGCUCAAGUUGCUCGUGGAAUUGCAAACUUCGCAAAAUGUGAGUCCAGAGCAUCUGCACAAGGGACUAAGAUUGGGAGGUCUCUCCUGAUUGAUGAUGGUGCACUGCCAUGGAUUGUACAGAACGCUAACAAUGACGUCUCACCAAUCAGGCGUCAUAUUGAGCUUGCACUCUGCCAUUUAGCACAACAUGAGGUGAAUGCAAAGGACAUGAUUAGUGGAGGUGCCCUCUGGGAGCUCGUUCGCAUCUCACGAGAUUGUUCACGGGAGGACAUAAGGACUCUUGCAUAUCGAACACUAACUUCCAGCCCGACUUUCCAGGCUGAAUUGAAGCGGUUAAGGAUAGAUUAUGGUUGAAGAUGUGAAAAAUAAUAUAGGUGUGGCUUAGGGUCUGGGAGAUGUUGAGACAACCAAAUUUACUCGAUUUGGUGAUUUUUCGCCUGAAUGAUCAGUCGAUCUUCUUUGGGAUAGUAGGAGGAAACGCUAUCUCUGAUCCUCUUGAAGUUUUGUAAAAACUGUGAGUGAGGUUGGGUUUGUAGUUUUUGUUUGUAGCUGAUAUAAAACCCAUUAUUUGUGAAUUAUUCUCUAAUUAUGUAUAGUUAUUGUUGCAAAGGUAGGGGUUCAAAAUUAC
Molecule: messenger RNA, 3179 nt
Organism: Ilex paraguariensis (yerba mate)
Lineage: Eukaryota; Viridiplantae; Streptophyta; Magnoliopsida; Aquifoliales; Aquifoliaceae
Source: the annotation of a GenBank genome assembly